Molecule: messenger RNA, 1495 nt
Organism: Neocloeon triangulifer
Lineage: Eukaryota; Metazoa; Arthropoda; Insecta; Ephemeroptera; Baetidae
Product: protein mono-ADP-ribosyltransferase PARP12-like
Exons: 2
Coding region: 85-747 (220 amino acids)
Molecular function (GO): NAD+ poly-ADP-ribosyltransferase activity
Source: RefSeq, a predicted model, not a curated record
UUUUUUCAAUUCCAGAUCUUCCAGGCAACAGCAAACGGAGAGAAAUUGCGGUCGUGCGUCACCAAAGCAAGGAUAUUCUUUAACAUGACUGAGGUCACUAGCAACUUCAUUACCGCCUACCCAACCAAAAGGAUCAAUAUUGAUAAGUUGCAGUCGUUCCUUCCCUACUCGUGGAUCUCCUCUGUGGAUCAAACAAACCUCGAACAGGGCACCGUCACCUGCAUCACCCUGGACGAAGAUUCGCCUGAAUACAAAAAGCUGGCUGAGCAAGUCGUACCUUUUCAUGACCGUGAAGGGCGUAUCUACCGUAUCAGACAAAUCGAUCAAGUGGAGAACUCGUACGUGUACCUCAUGUACUUGACCAAAAGGCAUGAGCACUAUCGAGAGUUCAUCAGCCAGGAGCACUGCUGCUUCCACGGCACCAACAGCAACAACGCGCCGAACAUUGUGGCCAACAACCUCAAUUGGCGCUUCUUCGGCAGGGCGGUUGGAUUCGUCCACGGACAGGGCGUCUACUUCUCCAAAAAGCCUCUUGUAUCUGCAGCCUAUGCUGUGAUGCACAAGCAAAAUGCCUGCAUGCUGGUGGCCAAAGUCUUGGUGGCCUCGAUGGCCGCUGGGAAUUCAAAUACCAAAUUGCCACCACAGUUCUACGACACCACAGGCACCGGAGACGACAUUCUGGUCAAGUACUCUGACAAUGAGUUCUACCCAGAGUACAUCGUCUAUUUCAGUCGCAGUGCAAAAUGAUUCCUCUGAUAUUUUUUGAUUGUACACCGAUUUGAUUGUGAAUAAUGAAAUUUGGCUCUGAUGUGCAAAUGCAAAGCAGGGAGAGUAAAGAAGGAAGACCAGGGAAGACAUGAUUUUUCCAGUACUUUGUAAUUUCAGUGUAAAUGUUAAUCGUAAAUUAAGUCACUGAAAUAUUGUAGGACUUGGAAAAAAAAUUAGUUCAAGCAAUUAGAAAUAUAAUAAGAUUCUCAUUACAUAAAAACAUGUAUUUUAAUUUUCCAAAAACUUUACAUAUAUUCAAUCAAGAAGUAACCGUCAAAUCAAAUAGGUUUAGUUACCACCCGUCAAAAUAAUAAUGUUCUAAAUUGGGCCUGUGAGGUUUUUACUUGUGGAUGCGAAGCUUUCUCAUACCGCGUCAUCAAACCCUGGAAUGACUUGCCACCCACAGUGAAGGGUAGUUCGGCGGCACAGUUUCCACCUCUGCGCAAGGUGCACUUGUGGCAAAUUUCGUCUAAUGUUUCCCCCUUUUUUAAUGGCUCUAGCAGCGGCCGGUGGCCCCUAUUUCGAAAUAUUGUGCUGUGAUUGCUAGCAAAAAGCCAUUUCUUCAUUAACACCCUAAUUGACAGUAUGUUUCUCUUUUCAAUUGUUUGCUCCGUUUUAUUCUGUACUUUUUAUUCAUUUUUUUUUCUUUUGCUGUGUUUGUGUGGAAAUGAAUCUGUAAUUCCAUGUAAUUCCUCGUCAUUAGCAAUAAAUGAGUAAAUACCAAUUA